AAUCAGUUACUAAUUGUGUGAGAAGUAGGCAGUUUUAAUGACAUCAAAAACCCUAGUUCAUCGUUUUGGCUUCGAUUAAAUUUGAAUUAUCAGUAAACGUAUUUUUAACCCCCGAACAUCCAGCCAUGAUGUCCAUUGGUCGAGCUCUCGGGGGCCUAUCCGUUUUACAUUUUUCUUGGAACAGGAGCUUGCAUCAAAGGAGGACGAGACGGCCAUUUCCGGUAGUUCCCGACGCGAGGAUUAAGACCCCGGCGCAGUCAACCCGACCACCCCGCAUCCUGGUGAAGAGCUUCUUGGCCCUCCAUCAUCUGGAUUCUGUGUACAUGCAGGGUGCUCCUCGUGAUCUUAGAGACUAUUUUAUGUCGAGCUGGAAGAACGAGAAAAGAUGAUACCCCUCCUUGACUACCAUUCAUAACCAUGGGAACCGCCAUUGCGGUCAUUAUUCAAAAUUUAAAGUUUUUCGAAAAAAUACUGUUCUAAAAAUAUAUUCGACUUAUUGAAAUCUUAAUUUUUUAGCAAGAAAAUGAUAAUAUGCUAUGAUUAUAAAUUUAGACUUGCUAUA
Molecule: messenger RNA, 562 nt
Organism: Drosophila sechellia
Lineage: Eukaryota; Metazoa; Arthropoda; Insecta; Diptera; Drosophilidae
Exons: 1
Coding region: 126-389 (87 amino acids)
Source: RefSeq, a predicted model, not a curated record